UGAUUGUGGUUUAUAUAUAAGUUGGCAAUACUAGCACGUCGACGAGACGAAUCAUGAAAGUGAAAGUUUAUUUAUUUUAUUUUCAGUUUAUUAUCGCUACCUAACUCGAUGGCUCGUCGUAUACAGUGGAUAAUAGUAGCUUAGUUUAUCAAUUUUAUAAAAUGGAACACGAUGAAAGAAACGGAGUUCUCAAGAAACGUACCAAUAAAAUUAUAAAUGAAACAGUGGAAGAAAAAGUUGAUAAAAAAAUCGAAAUGAAAAGUUCGGGCAAAUCUAAUUCAAAAAUUAUCGCACUUAUUUUCGUGUCAUUACUACUGGAUCUGCUAGCUUUCACGAUGAUUUUACCGCUGUUACCUUCGUUACUCGACUAUUAUAACAGAGAAGAAGGCCAUGGAAACAGUUUAUACGCGUCCUUGUUGAAAGCAGUUCAAGGGUUUCAGAAGCUAACUGGGGUUCCCGACCGGUUUGCGUCAGUACUCUUUGGAGGGGCCUUGGGUUCUAUGUAUAGUUUUCUACAGUUUUUAACAAGCCCUAUUGUUGGCAGCCUUUCUGAUGCAUAUGGCAGAAAACCCAUGCUACUUAUAUGUUUGAGUGGAAUAACAAUAUCUCACGGAUUAUGGUGCAGUGCAAGCACGUUCAGUCUGUUUGUUUUGGCUCGAUUCAUUGGCGGUUUAAGCAAAGCCAAUGUCAGCCUCAGUAUGGCGGUAGUUGCAGAUGCCUCCGAUGAAAAGACGAGGGCUCGAGGCAUGGCGCUUAUAGGGCUGGCAUUUUCUAUAGCAUUUAUUAUAGGACCAUUAGCCGGGGCUUGGAUCGCUAAAACCAGCGACCUCUCCGCGGGUCUGUGGGGAGAACGACCCGCGUUCUACGCAGUGUGCCUUUCCCUUCUUAACAUAGCGCUGGUAUUACUUUUUAUACCAGAAACAUUGCCUAAGGAUAAAAGGGCACCACUCUCGUUUAGUUUGAUGAAGACUGUGGAUUUUGUAUCGCCAUUGCACUUGUUGAAAUUUACCGCCGUCGAUAAUCUAUCGCCACGGCAGGGCAGAGUAUUAUCGAAACUUGGACUGACUUAUUUCCUGUAUUUAUUCAUAUAUUCCGGACUCGAAUUCACGAUCACCUUCUUAACGCAUCAUACUUUUGAAUACACUGCCAUGCAGCAAGGGAAGAUGUUCUUAGUCAUAGGGUUGAUAAUGGCGGUGCUGCAAGGAGGCGCGGCACGUCGGCUGGGCGCACGCGGCGCGGAGGUGGCGGCGCGCGGGUCGCUGGCGCUGACGCCGCUGUCGUUCCUGUGCAUCGCGGGCGCCGCGCUGACGAGCCCGCCGCUGCUCUCGCCCUGGGCCUGGCUCUGGACUGGACUCGUUCUGUAUGCUCUAUCGACUGCGUUCGCGGUGUCGUGCAUGACGUCGAUGGCGGCGGGGCAGGCGCCGCCGGGCGCGCGCGGCGCCGUGCUCGGCACGCUGCGCUCGCUCGGGGCGCUCGCGCGCGCCGCCGGCCCGCUGCUCGCCUCCGCCGUUUACUGGUGCUUCGGAGCAGCUACCACCUACACCGUAGGAUCACUAAUCGUAAUAAUUCCAUCUGUGAUGUUAUUCAGACUGAAGACGUGACCUUAAGAAGCAUUGUGCCCAGUCAUUAUUUACAAGCAAUAAUAAUGUAAUGAUUUAUACAAUAAUUCAAUAAUUUAUUAAUAUAUU
Molecule: messenger RNA, 1688 nt
Organism: Manduca sexta (tobacco hornworm)
Lineage: Eukaryota; Metazoa; Arthropoda; Insecta; Lepidoptera; Sphingidae
Gene: rtet
Product: major facilitator superfamily domain-containing protein 10
Biological process (GO): transmembrane transport
Cellular component (GO): brush border membrane
Molecular function (GO): transmembrane transporter activity
Source: RefSeq, a predicted model, not a curated record